Messenger RNA from Lingula anatina, 3951 nucleotides. RefSeq lists its product as uncharacterized. Gene Ontology annotation, molecular function: ubiquitin binding. Gene Ontology annotation, cellular component: phagophore assembly site. Lineage: Eukaryota; Metazoa; Brachiopoda; Lingulata; Lingulida; Lingulidae. The record is from RefSeq and is a predicted model, not a curated record. Gene Ontology annotation, biological process: macroautophagy.
UUUGACGUCAUUGUCCAUCGCCAUCUUUGUUUGCAAACAAUUUUCGCAGUUUUGCUGACUGUACAUCUUGCUGCUUCGUAGUCAUCGCAUGCUAUGUAUGAUGACAUUCUGACGCAGUUCAAGUGAUACUGAGUGAAAACAUGGAAGAGUUUGGAGGUUUCGUAGUAAACGUAACAAGAGUAGGGCUUCCACCUGAGGCUCAAUUUUGCGAAUUUCCGAAGAUAUUUCCUCAUCGAUAUAGUGUUAAAUUGGACGAAAUUCGGGACGAGCUGAGAAAGUAUUAUGAUGUAGCAGGAGAUGAUGCCAUUAAGUUAACCUACUUGGAUGAGGAGAAAGAAGAGGUUCAUAUUGACAGUCAAGAGGAAUUGCACGAAGCCUUGAAGGUGGCACAGAAAGAAGAGGACAUCUUGCAGAUGAAAAUGGAAAUUAUUAAAGAUGGAAAGAAAGCUUCUCAACAGACCAUCCAACCUGACCAAGAACCUUUAGAAGCCAGCAGUUCUGCAAAGAGCGUAGUGAUGGAAGAAUCCAGCACUCAGACGGAGAUGGACCUAAAUCAUGACAGGAUUCGUAAGAAAAAGCGCAAAUUUCGGGACCACUAUGAUGGCUUAGCCGCAGAAGUUGGAAAAAUUUGUGAUGACAGUGUGAUUGCCAAAGCUGCCAAGAAACCAAUGACAGCCUCUGAGUCAGACUCUGAAGAUGCCACUUGCUCAGUGCUAUUGCAGGCCCCUGGGUCUCCUAGGUUCUUCCCUGGGGAGCCAGGAGACCAACAACCCCCAGCCUGGUUCCAUGGAUACAUGAAAAUGUUCAAGAAUGCAGUGGUUACAGAAGUGACCCGUAAAGUAACUCGUAGAGUAAUGAACCAGGUAAAGCGUACCUUGAAGCAGGGAGACCAGAACACUACAGAUUCUGAACAGCAGGACACCCAGUCAGGAGUGAGCCACUUUCCCAUGGGAGGAGAUGAAGGAGAAGGAGAAGAAGACCUCACCACAGUGCUGAGUGCUUUUGAGAGCAUCAGGCCCAGGUUGAGAAGUUCAAGACUUGCCAAAAGAUUGGAAAAAUUCAAACAAAAGGAGCUUCGACGUCUGCAGAAACGCAAGAGGCGUGUUGAACGCAUGCAUCGUGGAAGUGACGUGCCAGAGGAAAGAGAGUCUGCUUGUAAACGCGAACGCCUGGAUUUACCUCAGUUCAGAAGACAGUUCAAAAUGGACUGCCAGUUUGUGAGUGAUGAGACCAUCCCUGAUGACACCAUUCUGUCUCCAGGGACCAAGUUUGUGAAGAAGUGGAAAGUCAAGAACACAGGGAAUGGGAGCUGGACUCGCAACACCAAGCUGUUUUUAAUUUGGGGCAGCAUCCCAGCUGUAAGCUCUGAAGUGGCAGUGCCUCCAGUACAGCCUGGGGAAGAAGGGCUGCUCACAGUGGAACUUGUUGCACCUGAAACCCCAGGCAAUUACCAGUCUCACUGGCGCCUCCAGCAUGAUGGUGUGAGGUUUGGGCACCGAGUCUGGUGUAGUAUUAUGGUAAAGGAGAGAGAGAUCCUAGAGACCAACACCCAGUGUACACACAAUGGUGUGAGAAUACCAUCCUUGGUGAAGGCUUGCACCUCUGUGUGUGGACCAGACCAGGGGGCAGGCACAGAGAAUGUGACCCCUGAACCAAGCCCUGCCCACAUCCCCGUGACCCUGGCACCCAUCCAGUUGCCUUGUAUCGAGACCCUUAACAUCCAGGAUGAUGUGCAGGAACAAGACCAGAAUAACAAUGAGGCACCAGAUGUGGUUGAUGUGAUUGCCUUGGACAGCUUUAGUGAGUGUUCUGAUGGUUCUAGCUCUCUGGAUGAUUUCUACAUGGUUCCACUCCCUGCCUGCUUUGACACCUCGGUUCCACUGGACAAAUCUAUCUCUGGGGCAAGUUUGGCAGGUGAAAUCACCAGCCCCAGUGCUCGUCUUAUUUGUCUGAGUUCAGAAGAAGAAGAAGAGGAGGAAGAAGGUGCAGCAGCCCUGCCUAGCUCUGAGCUAGAUGUCCAGGUGAUAAGCUGCACCCAGGGGAUGGCAGCCCUGAGCAGCAGAGAUUCCAGUGAAGAAAGCACAGAUGAUACAACUGGUCAGGGUGCCAGUGACCUGCAGCCUGCUGUCAGUGAAGAGUCUUCUUCCCAGGGUGGUGACAGUCCCAGUGUAAAAGACACCAGGUCUGGGAUUACCCGUAAAGAUUCCAACCCUUUUAAACUUGGUGUUGAUGUCCCUGGGUAUGCAUGCCGCCAGGACACUGAUGUUCCACCUAGUGCAGAAGCAACUGAAAAAGUUGAAGUACCACCACCACAAGAUGAUGAUGAUUCUUCUCAGCAUGGUGAAGAUGCCACUCAGAGGAAAGAGGAAUUGUCAAGUGAGGGCGCUGCUGCAGCAGGGGGUGCCCCCAGAAGAAUGAGCAGAAGACAGAGACAGGCAAGCCUUACUGAAAUAGCCAGCAAUCUUAGUGAAGCAGCCAUAGAGUUGGCAGCCAAGACUGCAACCCAGGCAUAUACCACAGCUAGAGACGUAUUUUUUACAUGGCAAGGAAAGAGUGCUAAGCCAGGAACUGGCCAGUCUUUUGCUGCUGAGUGGACGCCACAAGAAAAUCACUUCACUCCUCCAAAGAAUGACUACACUCCCCCACAGAAUGACUACACUCUCCCAAAGAGUGACUACACUCCCCCACAGAAUGACUACACUCCCCCGCAGGAUGACUACACUCCUCCACAGAAUGACUACAGUCCACCUGAAAGUGAUUACACUCCCCCAGCAUCAACUUGGACACCCCCACCAGAAUGGACUCCCCCUAAACCCAGCACACCCAUGGAUCAGUUGAUUAACAUGGGUUUUGGGAAUAGGGCACAGAAUCAAUACUUGUUAGAGAAACACAGUUAUGACGUGCAAAAAGUGGUAGAGGAAUUGGUGAAUGAUGCCAAUGCCUGGUAAUAGAUAAAUUGGAUGUGCAAUGUGCCCUUGGCAUGGAACUUGAGUGUUUAUCCCCUGUAUUGGAUAUGAGAUUUAUCUAAAACAAAACCCUUAUUAUUCUAGAUUUACUAUUAAACACUUAUUCCAAAGCUGACAAGAAGUAAACAACUGAACACUUAUGUUAGUCGCUUAUCCAGGUAAUCAGUGUUGCUUAUAACCACAGGUCAUUUUAUAAGAUGGCCUUAAGUCUGUGUGAAUAGUGGGUGGUUGCUAUUCCAAGCAGCGGUGAAAUGUAUACUAUAUGAUAAUGGUUGUUAAGUAGAAUUCUUUUAGUAGAUUUCUUUUUAGAUCAUGUGUAUGUUGUUAUUAUUGCCUAAAUUGAAACAGAGCAUUAUACAAUAUUAAGUUGUUUCAAGUUUGGUAAUGUUUCUCUUUGAGGAGUUCCAAAUAAUUCCAAUGAUGUGUUUCUAAGUUAAUAAGCAAUAAUGUGCAUCUCACACUUGGAUAAAAAAGUUGGUUUGUUGAAAACACCUAUCAUAUAGGAGUUGUUACACAUUUUUCACAAUGGCAAGUUGACUGAACUUUGACAGUUUUGAGAUUUUUAAUUUAUACUUUCAACAACCCUUUUGCUAGAAAGUAAUGUUUAUAUUGAUUUGUAAAUUUUCUUUGUUGUAUAUCUAAGGUGGAACUAAUAACAGUUUUCCAGCAGAGAAACAAGUUAAAAUAAUUAUAUGUACUUGAUAAUUUAUCAAAAUAAAACUUAAGGUUAAUUGGGGAAAGGACAACAGAGUAAGUUUGUGCAUUUUAACUUAUGCAGUACAAUUAAUCAUUUUGUUUAUGUAGAACAAGUUGUGAAAUUUAUUGGAGGAAAUGAAGUUGGUGAAGGUUUGUGUGAUAGCUUGUAUGAUUUCUCAUUUUCUCUUGUACAUAAUCGUACAAAAACAUUAACAUUGCAUGGAGUGGAAGUUGGCAAGUAUGCUUGGGAAAUGUAGGCUUGAAUGGAGAAUAAAACUUGAAAAUUCUA